UGUAAGCUGUCACCAUGACCUUGACGAAAGGGUCCUUCACCUACUCCAGUGGGGAGGAAUAUCGUGGCGAGUGGAAGGAGGGCCGCAGACAUGGCUUUGGUCAACUGCUGUUUGCAGAUGGUGGCACCUACCUGGGUCAUUUUGAGAAUGGGCUUUUUAAUGGCUUUGGGGUACUGACCUUCUCAGAUGGCUCACGGUAUGAGGGGGAGUUUGCCCAGGGCAAAUUUAACGGCGUUGGAGUCUUCAUUCGACAUGACAACAUGACGUUUGAGGGAGAAUUUAAAAAUGGCAGAGUAGAUGGUUUUGGCCUGCUCACUUUUCCUGAUGGUUCUCACGGAAUACCCCGUAACGAAGGUCUCUUUGAGAACAACAAGCUUCUGCGGCGUGAGAAGUGUUCUGCAGUGGUCCAGCGGGCCCAGAGUGCCUCCAAGUCAGCCAGAAAUCUCACUGCCUGAGGGGGCACUGGGCUCAUCUGGGAAAGUGUCCGUAAAUCCAGUGCUCCCAUUGUUCACUUGAAGUGAACCAGCAAACGAGAUCUGGGAGGAGAUGAGGAGAGAAUGACCAGGGAGCCAAGCCUGUGAUGUGCUCCUUCACCUGCCAACCAAGAACUGGAUCACAGAAAAGUACUGACAGGUUUGAUCCAAACAGUAGCAGUUGGUAGCAGUUCUGUCUUUCCCUGACCCUCAGUGUAGAGAACACAGGAGCUAGAUUUUCUUACUUGUUGGCUUUCCCUGUUCCUAAAACUUUAGCUCUUAGUGCAGACCUGCUGCAGCCUUCCCUCUGUUUGCUGCCAAGCGAUUCACACUGUCUAUUUUGCCUGCAUCUGGG
This is a messenger RNA of Fukomys damarensis (Damara mole-rat), 828 nucleotides long. RefSeq names its product MORN repeat containing 4 (gene Morn4). The record is from RefSeq and is a predicted model, not a curated record. The transcript is spliced from 4 exons. NCBI's taxonomy places the organism in Eukaryota, Metazoa, Chordata, Mammalia, Rodentia, Bathyergidae. Bases 15 to 455 code for a protein of 146 amino acids.